AUGCAACAGCCUCGGCCUCAGCAUGCCAGGGCAGGAUAUCCAGUGUAUCAGCCACAGCAGCCUUACUAUCCACCAAUGCCUCCUCAGCAGGGAUAUCCUUCACAAGGCUACCAGAAUUAUGGUGCAGGCUAUGGAUAUCAAGGGCACCAGGGACCACCGGGAGUUCCACAAGGAGUGCCCCAAGGAGUACCCCAAGGAGUACCCCAAGGAGCUCUGCGUGGUCAACAGGGCCCACCAUUGCCCCCUCCUCCAUCCAAACAGUACAGACAAGGAUACGCCAACCAACCUUUGCAGCAGGGUAACCUCUAUAACAAUUCUCCCCCUAGACAAGGGUAUCCACAACAGAGGAUACCAGGACCACCACCACCACAACAAAUGCAGCAACAGUAUAGCGGUCCGCAGUCGUCGCAGUCUGUUCCUCAGCUGCAAGUGACCACUUCUCCGUCCAAAAUACCCCAGCAGCAGGACAAUUACAAGCCAGCGAUUGACUCGAGUCUGCACCAUACCAAUAGUAUGAACCCAGCCGAACAGGAAAGGAUUAACCAACUCGAGGAUAAAGUUCAGCGGCUUGAAAGGGCUCUAAAGCUACAAGAAUUCAAGGAUGCAAAUGGAUCCAAUCUUUCUAUGGGUUCUUCAGUACUUUCCGUAGAUGGCCCUGCUGCAUCUUCUCGAUCUGGAAAGAAAAAACGUAAAGAUAUGACUGGUGGAAGCAGCAAUUCGCUUAUACCUGAUGAGGAUAAGCUAGCAGAUGGGGACAUUUUGAAUACAGAUCCACCUGAUGAACCCUUUGUCUACGAAGAAUUGGAAAGUCCAGGAAGUAUGACGUAUUCCAAAUCGAUAUAUCGGACUGGAUUCGAAAAGGCUGGCUUUAAUAUGGACCAUUUCAAAAAUACUCAGCAACGCAGGCGUUACAACGACGAUAAGGCCGACCCCCAAUUGAGGGCUAACGUUGUUCCACCACCUCCCGAGAUUCACGACGAACCCACAGAACCUCUUAGAGUGGUGACAGACCAGACACUUUCGUCAAGUGUCUACAGCGAUCGCACGGCUUCUAAUGCUAAUGCUCAUGACGUCGAAGGGUAUCUUGACAAGUAUGAGUUUGCCAGAGAUCAGCCGCGCGAGAAACAUCGAAACCAAACGAGGUACCAGGAUUCUCUUCAGGAUCAUUCACCGGAUACUUAUGAGCCAUAUAGACAGCCUCAGCAACCUCCUCAGCCGCGAUCAGCGUCUUCGUCGCAUUCAGAUUUAACUAGAAGAAAGGAGUCCGCGCCAAGAAUGGACUCAGUUCCUCGGAUAGACUCUCGGGCCAAUUCUAUACCCAAUUCCCUUCAAACCGGCCCCAAGGAACGUUCUCCUAUGGACUCUAUCAUAAGGUAUACUCUCCGGACGUCUUUCAAAAAACUCAACAAUGGUAUAAUUGAACCUAUUCUUCCUUCAAAGUCUUCUGAACCGUUGGAAAAUGUUAUGGCCAGGUUCAGAUCCACCAGAGAAAAAGCUUCGAACGAUUACAAAUCGUUUACACCACGGAUCCAGUUCUAUUGGGCUAUUAUGUUACUUGAAACGAUGGCCAGACCCGAUGUCCUCUCGAAAAUGGCCAUUGAUGGUAAGUUGCGACGUCGUCCUAUUCCUAUCAAAUCACUCCAACCGCAGCGACGCCAAUUCUUAAGUACAAGUGUGAAGGUUCUUGAGAAAUUGGUACAGGUAUCUCCUACAGAGACCAGAGCCAGACUUUAUCUUGCAGAUAUAUAUUCUGGGGGUAUUCAUCCCGGUGUUAUCGAGAAGGACGAGAAGAAAGGAUUCAAUAUGUUCUAUGACGCUGCUGUGAAACAGCACGACCCGGUGGCUUGUUAUCGUAUAGCAUGCUGCCUCGAGGCCGGUGUUGGAUGCCGGAAGGACGUAGAAAAGAGCUGUGACUUUUUCAACAUUGCUGCAAGAUUGGGCGAUCCGUCUGCCAUGUGCCAAUUGGGUAUGAUGUACUUUGCUGGUGUCAACGGAUACCCAUUAAGCAUAGCGAAGUCGAUUCAAUGGCACAUGGAGGCAUCAGAGACAUUACGUAGUGAAAAAGUGAUGGGUUCUGACCCACUUAUUUCUGCCAGGUCAUUCAGUGACUCUCGCGGUGCUCUGUACACUUUGGCCAAACUACACCAGACAGACUUGAGCAUUUUAUGCUUAGACAACGACAGUUCGCAAGCUCUUUUUGCUGUAGAUGAGCUUCGAAAGCUUCACGUCUUCCGUAAUAAGGCUAAAGCUCUACGAUACUAUCUGGAUGCUGCAAAGAUAGGACAUGCAGAGUCACAAGCUUCGCUAGGUUAUUACUAUUCCAAAGGAUUUUUCCCGACAAGCAGCUUCAAGCCUGACAAAGACUCCUUCGAGGGACAGUCGGAUUCCAUCGAUCCUCGAAGAUCUAUCUAUUGGUUCUCGAAAGCAGCUCAAAAUGGCCACGCUUAUGCUUCGUUGGGUUUGGCUAAAUGGUACGGAUCGGGAGCCCCAGAUGGAACAUUGAAGAAGGACGAUCAACAGGCCUUCCUAUGGGGAAGGAAGGCAGCUGAUGAGGGACAAUUGCCCGAGGCCGAGUUUAUGAUAGGGCAGUGCUUUGAACAAGGAUUUGGUACUAACAAGAACCAACAGAUGGCUGUGAAUUACUACAAGCACAGUGCAUCUAAGGGCUACAAGAAGGCAAUUGUCAUGUUAAAGAGAAUGAAUAAGUAA
Messenger RNA from Brettanomyces nanus, 2709 nucleotides. RefSeq lists its product as uncharacterized. Gene Ontology annotation, molecular function: protein binding. The coding region runs from base 1 to 2709 and encodes 902 amino acids. The record is from RefSeq and is a predicted model, not a curated record. NCBI's taxonomy places the organism in Eukaryota, Fungi, Ascomycota, Pichiomycetes, Pichiales, Pichiaceae. The transcript has a single exon.